AUGGCUAAUGGAAUUUCAACAUCCUUGCUCGCCAUCUCCCUGGCGUUGAGCUCUACGUGCACCGCAGCCAGUGUGAAGCUGAGCGCUCCCCAGAUGGGCUGGAAUAGUUACAACUACUACUCUUGUGCCAUUAAUGAAUCCAUCAUUGCCGACAACGCCAAGGCCCUGGUUGAUACCGGUCUGUCCAAGCUGGGCUACCAAUAUGUCACGCCAGACUGCGGGUGGUUCUCUGGUCUCCGUGACUCUGACGGGGCGCUUGCUUGGAACCUGACCAGAUUCCCAAGUGGUGGCCAGGGAUUAGGCGACAUUAUUCAUGGCUACGGUUUGAAAUUCGGUGUCUAUACCGACGCAGGGUAUUGGCAAUGCGGAAGCCUGAAUCAAUUUCAAGGCAGUCUAGGUUUUGAAAAACAAGAUGCAACCGCUUUCGCGCGUUGGGGCGCUGAUUCUUUAAAGUACGAUAAUUGCUACAAUACCAAUACCACGGUUGGAGCCGACUUUUACUCGGAAGAAUCAGGAUCCUCGCAGCGUUUCCGCACCAUGGGACACGCACUUGCCGAGGUCGAUCGAGACCUUGUUUAUCAGCUGUGUCAAUGGGGCGUUGGCCAUGAUCUCGGUAGCUGGGCCUCUGGCAUUGCCAACUCCUGGCGAAUCAGUGUUGACAUUUACAACAACUGGGGCAGCAUCUGGAGAAUCCUAAAUCAAGUCAUUCCGUUUGCCAAGCUGACUACCGCCGGUAGUUAUCCAGACAUGGAUAUGCUCAUCGUUGGUCUCGGUGUGUUAUCCAAGGAGGAAGAAAAAAUGCACUUUGGUCUCUGGUCCAUCUUCAAGUCCCCCCUCAUUCUUGGCAAUUCCAUAGCAAACCCGAUUUCCCCCGAUUCCUUGGCCGUGAUAUCGAAUCAAGAGGUCAUUGCCAUCAAUCAGGAUCCACUGGGCGAGUCUGCACAACUCGUACGCCGCAGUGAAAAGGGCUACGACAUUUACGCGGGCAAGCUUUCGGGAGGCCGCAUGGUCUUGAGCGUCGCAAACUGGCUCAACAGCAGCCAGACGGUCACAUUCAACAUCUCUCAAGUUCUCGGUAUCCAGUCUGCCAGUGCUCGCAAUGUUUGGGCUUAUCAGGAUGUCGGAGAGCUUCGCCAGACGUACCAGACGGAGCUUGCCGGUCAUGAGAUGCAGAUUCUCGUGCUGUCUGAUAUUGAAUAUGCACAGACUGUAUCGCUGGCCACCAGCUACCACGUCGCAAGCGAGGCCAUCAUAUCCGGAAACGCCACCGUGGUCCAGUGCGCACUCGGCCAGUGUCUUCCUGCCCAGUCCAAGGUGGCAAGUAUUGGAAACGGCUCCGCCAAUGCCGCCGUCACCUUUACAAACAUUUACAGUGACACCGACGGCGAAAGGGUUGUGGGAGUGGAUUUUAUCAAUUACGAUAUUGCCUGGGAAUCAUCGUGGAAAAAGCCACAAGGCACGAGCUCGCGCAACCUGACCAUGUCAGUCAACUCGGGCCCACUACAGCAAUGGAGCUUUCCCAUAUCCGGCGGCAACUGGUUUGACAGUGGACGACUAGUGCUUGACGUUGAUGGCUUCGUAAAAGGUGUAAACAAUACGCUUAUUGUCAAGGCGGCAGAUGGCGGAAUGAGCGGCAUGGCACCAGACCUUGUAGGCAUUGAGCUGUUUGGGUAA
Messenger RNA from Pestalotiopsis fici W106-1, 1674 nucleotides. RefSeq lists its product as uncharacterized. Gene Ontology annotation, molecular function: hydrolase activity, hydrolyzing O-glycosyl compounds. The coding region runs from base 1 to 1674 and encodes 557 amino acids. The record is from RefSeq and is a predicted model, not a curated record. Gene Ontology annotation, biological process: carbohydrate metabolic process. NCBI's taxonomy places the organism in Eukaryota, Fungi, Ascomycota, Sordariomycetes, Amphisphaeriales, Sporocadaceae. The transcript is spliced from 5 exons.